Messenger RNA from Ochotona princeps (American pika), 1207 nucleotides. It is a transcript of the gene STYXL1, whose product is annotated as serine/threonine/tyrosine interacting like 1. NCBI's taxonomy places the organism in Eukaryota, Metazoa, Chordata, Mammalia, Lagomorpha, Ochotonidae. Gene Ontology annotation, molecular function: protein tyrosine/serine/threonine phosphatase activity; protein phosphatase inhibitor activity; pseudophosphatase activity. The coding region runs from base 177 to 1148 and encodes 323 amino acids. The record is from RefSeq and is a predicted model, not a curated record. Gene Ontology annotation, biological process: positive regulation of intrinsic apoptotic signaling pathway; negative regulation of cytoplasmic stress granule assembly; protein dephosphorylation. Gene Ontology annotation, cellular component: mitochondrion. The transcript is spliced from 9 exons.
CGCGGUCGCCUGGAGAGGAGCCAUAUUUCCAAGUGGGGCUCCACACGGAGACCCUGCUGUGGCUGGUGCGCCCCGCCGAGGCCGCGCCGCAGAUGUGUCUGUGGGAUAUUUAGGAAGAGUUGAUUGAAUUCAGCACUGGCAGGCUCAGCCUGUCCAGCGUGGAUCCUCCCCACAGGAUGGCUGACCUGGUUUUGUGUGAACCGACGGAGCUUUACAACAUCUUGAACCAGGUCACGCAGUUCUCCAGACUAACGGAGCCCAACUAUCUCUGUUUGUUGGAUGUUCGCUCCAAACGGGAGUACGAUGAAAGCCACGUGAUCACAGCCAUCCGUGUAAAGAAGAAGGAUGGCAAGUUUCUGGCACCGGAAUCAGUGGAGCUGGAGUGCGUGAGGUACUGUGUGGUGUAUGACAGUAACACCAGCUCCCUGGAGAGUCCCUUGAAAGACGGUGACAACGAAGAUGAAGAUGACAGGGAAGAAGACACUGUCUCUGAGGAUUUACUCAUAAAGCAGAGGCUGUCCACUGGAGCCGCUGUGUUGUAUGCUCAAACCCUGACGCAUCUCACCCGCCACCCCAUCCUCGUCCUGAACGGUGGUUACGAGCGCUUCUCAGCCUACUACCACUUCUUCCGGACACAAAAGAUCAUCUGGAUGCCUCAGGAGUUGGCUGCCUUCCAGCCGUACCCCAUUGAAAUCCUGCCAGGUAGGAUCUUCCUGGGCAGUUUCUCACAGGCCUGCGACCCCAAGAUUCAGAAGGAUCUGAAAAUCAAGGCACACGUCAAUGUCUGUAUGGAGACGGGGCCCUUUUUUAGAGAUGACCCCGAGAGGCUGCUGCACAUCCCGAUCGAGGAUUCCCUGGAAGCCAAGAUGUUCCCCUCCUUCCGCCACCUCUGCCACUUCAUCACCGCUCACCUCCAGAUGGGCUCUGUCAUUCUGGUCUUUUCCACCCGAGGGAUCAGUCGCAGCUGUGCAGCCGUCAUAGCCUUCCUCAUGCAUGAGAACCAGGAAACCUUGAAGAGGUCCUGGGACCACGUCCGGAAGUGUCAGAACAACAUGCACCCUAACCGGGCCAUGGUGGCUCAGCUGCUGGACUGGGAGAGGAUUGUGUUGGGCGACAGCGUCACUGACACUUCGGACCCGCUCUUCUGAUGGGUGCCUGGGGACUGCCUGUGGGUGGCAGGCUGGAGUGUGUACCCAGAUAGGUCUGG